Molecule: messenger RNA, 618 nt
Organism: Emiliania huxleyi CCMP1516
Lineage: Eukaryota; Haptophyta; Isochrysidales; Noelaerhabdaceae
Exons: 1
Source: RefSeq, a predicted model, not a curated record
GUCGAGGCGGAGAAGCGCGCCAAGGGCAAGAAGGGCAAGAAGAAGAAGAAGGGCGGCGGGGCGGGCGGGGCGGGGCCGUCGCAGGAGCCCGAGGAGGGUGCCGAGGCGCCGUCGGAGGCAGACGCAGCCGAGGCGGCGAAGAAGGCCGAGGAGGCGAGGCUUCUCCUGCUUCUCGAGACGCUCACCGAGGAGAGGAUCCGGUUCGGCAUCACGCCGGAGAGCCAGGCAGCGGCGUCGGCAGAGGUGGCCGAAGCUGCGCGCUUGGACGCUGCGGCGGACGAGGCGGAGGAGGAGGCGGAGGCGGAGGAGGCGGCCGAGGCGGCGGCCGAGGCGGCGGCCGAGGCGGCGGCCGAGGCGGCGAGCGAGGCGAGCGAGGAGGAGACGGCGGAGGGGCAGGCUGCGGCGCGCGAGGCCGAGGCGGCCGAGGCAGCGCGUUGGAGUGCGGAGGCGGAGGCGGCGGCGGAGGCCGCGGCGGAGGAAGAGGCUGCGCUGGCGGCGGAGGAGGCGGCGAUGGAUGCCGCAAUCGCCGCCGCCAAGGCGAGGCGCGCGUCGGUGGCGACGGCGAGGGCCAAGGCAGCGGCAGCCAGGAUGGCGGCGGAGGCGGCCCAGCGCUCAUAG